AUGCUACAACCACCGCCACAACUACAGCCAAGACCGGGUGAGACACAAACUAACCCUGGUCCAAGCACAGCACCAGCCAGUCAGGCAGCUGUAACCCAACAACUACCGGCUGAUGGAGUGAGGGAUGAUCAACAAACGACUCAGUCCGGCAGCAGACAGCCUUCCCAGCAGCAACCAAUGCCACAACCACCGCCACAACUACAGCCAAGACCGGGUGAGACACAAACUAACGCUGGUCCAAGCACAGCACCAGCCAGUCAGGCAGCUGCAACCCAACAACUACCGGCUGAUGGAGUGAGGGAUGAUCAACAAACGACUCAGUCCGGCAGCAGACAGCCUUCCCAGCAGGAACCAAUGCCACAACCACCGCCACAACUACAGCCAAGACCGGGUGAGACACAAACUAACCCUGGUCCAAGCACAGCACCAGCCAGUCAGGCAGCUGCAACCCAACAACUACCGGCUGAUGGAGUGAGGGAUGAUCAACAAACGACUCAGUCCGGCAGCAGACAGCCUUCCCAGCAGGAACCAAUGCCACAACCACCGCCACAACUACAGCCAAGACCGGGUGAGACACAAACUAACCCUGGUCCAAGCACAGCACCAGCCAGUCAGGCAGCUGUAACCCAACAACUACCGGCUGAUGGAGUGAGGGAUGAUCAACAAACGACUCAGUCCGGCAGCAGACAGCCUUCCCAGCAGCAACCAAUGCCACAACCACCGCCACAACUACAGCCAAGACCGGGUGAGACACAAACUAACGCUGGUCCAAGCACAGCACCAGCCAGUCAGGCAGCUGCAACCCAACAACUACCGGCUGAUGGAGUGAGGGAUGAUCAACAAACGACUCAGUCUGGCAGCAGACAGCCUUCCCAGCAGGAACCAACGUUACAACCACCGCCACAGCUACAGCCAAGACCGGGUGAGACACAAACUAACCCUGGUCCAAGCACAGCACCAGCCAGUCAGGCAGCUGCAACCCAACAACUACCGGCUGAUGGAGUGAGGGAUGAUCAACAAACGACUCAGUCCGGCAGCAGACAGCCUUCCCAGCAGGAACCAAUGCCACAACCACCGCCACAACUACAGUCAAGACCGGGUGAGACACAAACUAACCCUGGUCCAAGCACAGUACCAGCCAGUCAGGCAGCUGCAACCCAACAACUACCGGCUGAUGGAGUGAGGGAUGAUCAACAAACGACUCAGUCCGGCAGCAGACAGCCUUCCCAGCAGGAACCAAUGCUACAACCACCGCCACAACUACAGCCAAGACCGGGUGAGACACAAACUAACCCUGGUCCAAGCACAGCACCAGCCAGUCAGGCAGCUGUAACCCAACAACUACCGGCUGAUGGAGUGAGGGAUGAUCAACAAACGACUCAGUCCGGCAGCAGACAGCCUUCCCAGCAGCAACCAAUGCCACAACCACCGCCACAACUACAGCCAAGACCGGGUGAGACACAAACUAACGCUGGUCCAAGCACAGCACCAGCCAGUCAGGCAGCUGCAACCCAACAACUACCGGCUGAUGGAGUGAGGGAUGAUCAACAAACGACUCAGUCCGGCAGCAGACAGCCUUCCCAGCAGGAACCAAUGCCACAACCACCGCCACAACUACAGCCAAGACCGGGUGAGACACAAACUAACCCUGGUCCAAGCACAGCACCAGCCAGUCAGGCAGCUGCAACCCAACAACUACCGGCUGAUGGAGUGAGGGAUGAUCAACAAACGACUCAGUCCGGCAGCAGACAGCCUUCCCAGCAGGAACCAAUGCCACAACCACCGCCACAACUACAGCCAAGACCGGGUGAGACACAAACUAACCCUGGUCCAAGCACAGUACCAGCCAGUCAGGCAGCUGCAACCCAACAACUACCGGCUGAUGGAGUGAGGGAUGAUCAACAAACGACUCAGUCCGGCAGCAGACAGCCUUCCCAGCAGGAACCAAUGCCACAACCACCGCCACAACUACAGCCAAGACCGGGUGAGACACAAACUAACGCUGGUCCAAGCACAGUACCAGCCAGUCAGGCAGCUGCAACCCAACAACUACCGGCUGAUGGAGUGAGGGAUGAUCAACAAACGACUCAGUUCGGCAGCAGUCAGCCUUCCCAGCAGGAACCAAUGCCACAACCACCGCCACAACUACAGCCAAGACCGGGUGAGACACAAACUAACCCUGGUCCAAGCACAGCACCAGCCAGUCAGGCAGCUGCAACCCAACAACUACCGGCUGAUGGAGUGAGGGAUGAUCAACAAACGACUCAGUCCGGCAGCAGACAGCCUUCCCAGCAGGAACCAAUGCCACAACCACCGCCACAACUACAGCCAAGACCGGGUGAGACACAAACUAACCCUGGUCCAAGCACAGCACCAGCCAGUCAGGCAGCUGCAACCCAACAACUACCGGCUGAUGGAGUGAGGGAUGAUCAACAAACGACUCAGUCCGGCAGCAGACAGCCUUCCCAGCAGGAACCAAUGCCACAACCACCGCCACAACUACAGCCAAGACCGGGUGAGACACAAACUAACCCUGGUCCAAGCACAGCACCAGCCAGUCAGGCAGCUGCAACCCGACAACUACCGGCUGAUGGAGUGAGGGAUGAUCAACAAACGACUCAGUCUGGCAGCAGACAGCCUUCCCAGCAGGAACCAAUGCCACAACCACCGCCACAACUACAGCCAAGACCGGGUGAGACACAAACUAACCCUGGUCCAAGCACAGCACCAGCCAGUCAGGCAGCUGCAACCCAACAACUACCGGCUGAUGGAGUGAGGGAUGAUCAACAAACGACUCAGUCCGGCAGCAGACAGCCUUCCCAGCAGGAACCAAUGCCACAACCACCGCCACAACUACAGCCAAGACCGGGUGAGACACAAACUAACCCUGGUCCAAGCACAGCACCAGCCAGUCAGGCAGCUGCAACCCAACAACUACCGGCUGGUAACGAACAACCUUCCCAGCAGGAACCAAUGCCACAACCAUCGCUGCAACUACAGCCAAGACCGGGUGAGACACAAUCUUUUAAUUGUCUGUAUUAA
Molecule: messenger RNA, 3042 nt
Organism: Patiria miniata (bat star)
Lineage: Eukaryota; Metazoa; Echinodermata; Asteroidea; Valvatida; Asterinidae
Product: cell surface glycoprotein 1-like
Exons: 1
Coding region: 1-3042 (1013 amino acids)
Source: RefSeq, a predicted model, not a curated record